UUUGGGUUACGCGACCUGCUCUCCCUGUGUUUUAAUUGCGAAAAAAUUGCAGAAACGGCACAUCUAGAGACUCGAAAGGGCGUUCGAUUGGCAAACGAGUAUUUGGUUUCCGCGAAUUCGGCAAAGCCGCGAGUGCAAGUGCAGGAAAGUCGCCAAAAUUAAUGGCCACCGUCAAACCCGUCGUCUUUGUUUAACUUUUGGCUGUACGCUUGUGUAGUAGUAUAUGUGGUGAGAAGAAAGAAAGAAAAAAAUUGAGCAAAGAUUGGGGUGUAAUUCUCGGUUCAGCUGCGGAGCAAAGGCACACAGACUCGAUCUCACCUUCCAACAACUAUGCCAAGUGCAUCAUUUUCCUCUUCGAGAUCGUAUGUUAGGAGAUCGAGACGCCACAAAAACCGUGUUUCAUCAUCAGCUGUGCCAUGUGAAGGCCAAAAUAUUCCUGCACCCAAUUUAGGAUCAGCUCCGACAACUAGUGCUCCAACAACAACCUCAUCAUCAUCAUCAUCCAAUUGUAGCAGUAGUAGUAAUAAUACGUUAAGUACAUUAAGUAGCACUAACAACAACAACACUGGCGCAAACUCAAGUUCCGGGACAUCGGUAGCUUUAAACAAUCCCGCGAUUCCUAGCACCAGUUUAAACUCAUAUGCGACAUCCAGUGGUGGAAACAAUGGCGGUGGUGGUGUUGCUCCAUCUGCCUCAUCUUCGGCAACGGCUAGCACACCAGUGGUGAAUGCCAUGCCAACUCCAUUACAUCAACAGCAACAUCAAUCGCCCUAUGACCUUAGAAAAAAAUCGCCGCCGACGAACCAUGAUUUGUGGCCAUUGCCCGGCCACAGUGGUAUCGCACAGGCUCAACAACUAUUAAGUGCUGCCUCAUCUUCGUCUGCUAUCUCCACAGGAUCGAGUGCAUCAUCUUAUGAAGCAUUUAUGUUGCCCGCUCGAAAACGCCCACGUCGUACUUACGCCCAAAACAAUGACAAUGCGCAACAAUGUACUCCCCAUUACUAUGCCAUAAUGCCAGACGAGGUUAUCCUAACUAUUUUUUCCUACUUGACUGAGCAAGACUUGUGCCGCCUAUGUUUAGUGUGUAAGCGCUUCCAGACAAUCGCAAACGAUGCAGGUCUCUGGAAGCACAUAUAUCAAAGCGUAUUCGAAUAUGAUGUACCUUUGUUCAAUCCGGAGCCGAGCAAAUUUAUAUUUGUCAAGCCCGAGGACUCGGAAUACAUGAAUCCGUGGAAAGAAAGCUUCCGUCAAUUGUAUCGCGGUAUCCAUGUGCGACCCGGUUUCCAAGAUCGGUGGAAAACUCGAAACAUUGCCAUAUUCAAUACAGUUCAAGCGGCACUCGAUCAUGCCGAUGAACGGAACUCGGCCAAUGCGGCUGUCAGUGUCAGUAACUUAAGCUCACAACAACUCAUGCUCAAUCCUCAUCAGGUGGCAGCUGCUGCCAGUGCCCCGACUUCCGCUCAAUCGGGCAACCGUACAUCGCCUCCGUCUCCCGUGCCUGGAGAUGAAGCUGGUGGCAUCACCACCGACGGUCCGAAUGCGAUCAUCUUCAUUCAUGCCGGCAUGUAUCGCGGCGAAUUUUUAGUCAUUGAUUCCGAUGUCGCGCUAAUAGGAGCCGCACCUGGCAGUGUUGCAGAGUCCAUUGUGUUGGAACGAGAAUCCGAGUCGACCGUAAUGUUCGUCGAAGGGGCAAAGCACGCCUAUGUCGGAUACAUGACACUCAAGUUCAGUCCAGACGUGACCUCGACUGUACCGCAUCACAAGCAUUAUUGUCUCGAGGUGGGAGAGGGCAGUAGUCCCACAAUAGAUCACUGCAUCAUUCGUAGUACGUCCGUGGUGGGGGCAGCUGUGUGCGUCAGUGGUGUUGGAGCAAACCCUGUUAUUAAGCAUUGUGACAUUAGUGACUGCGAAAAUGUCGGAUUGUAUGUGACGGACUACGCACAAGGCACCUACGAACAUAAUGAAAUUAGUAGAAAUGCUCUUGCUGGAAUAUGGGUGAAGAACUUUGCGAGUCCCAUCAUGAGGGAGAAUCACAUUCAUCAUGGUCGUGAUGUUGGAAUAUUUACUUUCGAUAACGGAAUGGGUUACUUUGAGAAAAACGAUAUUCAUAAUAAUCGUAUUGCUGGCUUUGAAGUAAAGGCUGGCGCUAAUCCUACCGUCGUCAAGUGUGAAAUACAUCAUGGACAAACUGGAGGCAUUUACGUACACGAAAGUGGGUUAGGGCAAUUUAUAGAGAACCGUAUCCACUCAAACAACUUUGCCGGUGUUUGGAUCACAUCCAAUAGUAAUCCGACAAUCCGUAAAAACGAAAUUUACAAUGGUCACCAAGGAGGCGUUUACAUCUUUGGAGAGGGAAGAGGUCUGAUUGAACAUAACAACAUUUAUGGGAACGCUUUGGCAGGCAUUCAAAUCCGUACUACCAGUGAUCCGAUUGUUCGUCACAAUAAAAUUCACCACGGGCAACAUGGCGGAAUUUAUGUGCAUGAAAAGGGUCAAGGUUUAAUAGAGGAAAAUGAGGUGUAUGCAAACACACUGGCUGGUGUCUGGAUCACUACGGGCAGUACGCCGGUUUUACGACGUAAUCGUAUUCAUUCGGGCAAACAAGUGGGAGUAUAUUUCUACGAUAAUGGACAUGGGAAACUCGAAGACAACGACAUUUUCAAUCAUUUAUAUUCGGGUGUCCAAAUUCGCACUGGAAGUAAUCCCAUCAUCAAGGGCAAUAAAAUUUGGGGCGGACAAAACGGAGGAGUCUUGGUAUACAAUGGCGGCCUUGGAUUGUUGGAGCAAAAUGAAAUUUUCGAUAAUGCUAUGGCGGGCGUAUGGAUUAAAACUGAUUCCAAUCCUACACUGAAACGAAACAAAAUUUAUGACGGACGCGACGGAGGCAUCUGUAUUUUUAAUGGCGGGAAAGGUGUUCUAGAAGAAAACGACAUUUUCAGAAACACACAAGCAGGCGUACUGAUAUCCACCCAGUCGCAUCCAGUCUUACGGCGCAAUCGAAUUUUCGACGGCUUAGCAGCUGGUGUUGAAAUUACAAAUAAUGCAACAGCAACUUUAGAAUUUAAUCAAAUAUUCAACAAUAAGUUUGGUGGUCUUUGUCUGGCGAGUGGUGUCCAGCCUACAACGCGUGGCAAUAAAAUAUUCAACAACCAAGAUGAAGUGGAAAAAGCGGUUUCCGGUGGCCAAUGCCUCUAUAAAAUUUCUAGUUAUACAUCUUUUCCAAUGCAUGACUUUUACAGAUGUCACACUUGCAACACAACUGAUAGAAAUGCAAUUUGUGUAAACUGCAUCAAAACAUGUCAUGCCGGACAUGACGUUGAGUUCAUACGACAUGACCGCUUUUUCUGUGAUUGCGGAGCUGGUACAUUAACAAAUCAGUGCCAACUACAGGGAGAACCAACCCAGGACACCGAUACAUUGUAUGAUUCGGCGGCGCCAAUGGAAUCACAUACACUAAUGGUAAACUAGGGUAUUGUUAUCUACAUAAUGCUCUUUCAAGAUAGGAAAUUUUUGUUGUCAUGUAUAUCAUAAAAAUGAUAUACACAUCUACUUUUAGGUUUUUUGUGACUAAUAGUUUUAAUUGUUUAUUUCUAAUUUUAUAAAAAUGGAGCCAACACCAUUUUUAACAUUUCGCUUGUGUGCAUUAAUUUAUUUUGCAAGCUACGUAAUGUACUGAGAAAACCCAUAAGUUAUGUUAGCUCUAAUAAUUCAGGGCCUAUUAAUAAUAUUUGUGUGUAAUGCUUUGAUUAUAUUCUUAAAAAUUAUUAUCAUUAUAAAUAGUGAAAAAAAAAUAUUCAAAAUUAUUUUUAUACAAUUGCGCAAAAAAGUAAUCAAAUUUUGAUAUAGUGUUUGAGAAUGUGUUGAAUGUAUGUGACUUAUAUUCCGUGAGUGUUAGAAAAUUAUAGUUUUAUGUUGCAAAAACAUUUCAAAUUUAACAGUAGGCAUAUCUAUUAAUUAAAACUUUCGAACAUUAAAUAAUUUUUGAAAAUAAAAACUCGAAAGUUUAUUAACAUUAUUAUAGGCUAAUGAAUUUAGGAAAAUCAUAAAUUUUAAAAUAAAUUAUUAUGAUAUAAAAUGUACGUAAAUGUACAUACGUGGAUGUACAAAUAAUAAAAAAAAAAUUAUAAAGGUAUGUAAUUCAAAUAAAAAUCUCAUAAACUAAACUGUCUGCUUCCUCGGUAGCUGGAUAGGUUAAACACAAAAUAAUUUACAUUAAGAUCAUGACUUUAAAAAUAAUAUAUUUACAAUAAAGUAAUUUAUAUAGAAAGUAAACAAAUAAAUAGGCAUUUACUUCUUUUUAUUUCUGAAAAUACUCAGUAACAAUAUUUAUAUUGGUAUUUUUUUUUUUUUUGAAAAUUUCUGUACUUUUGUAUCAUAUUUAGAAGAAGAAAAAAAUAAACAAAUAUAAAUCAAGUCAAUCAUAUCCCUGCCGCAAUGCUUAAAACCUUUCCCGCCCUUUUCAUAAAGUAUUUUUGAUUGAUAUACUAAUAUUUUAAUCAAAUUUAGAUUAAAUUAAUGUUAUUACAUGUAAAAAAGAUAAAAAAAAAUAAACUUAGAAAACGAUAUUGCUUUGAAAAUUAAGUAUAAAUAUGUGAAUUAUUUUAUUUUAUUUUCUUGUGUAUAUUAUUAUACCUAAUUAACAUUUGAGUACAGAUAUUUUAUUUUUUAAGUUUGAGCUUUAUCUUAACAUAAUGCUCGUGGUUUUUAACGAUGUGUUAAAAAAAAUGAAAUGACCUAACAACAUUAAUAACAAUAUCAGAUAAAGUAUUAAUAGCAGAUAAGAAUAAAUCCUUAUUUAUAUACAAUUAUAAAUUCAAUCAUAAUAAAGAAAUUGUUAAACAAGAAAACACACAACUAUUAUUAAUAUUUGUGAUGAUAAGACUUGGAUGAAAUAUACUUAAAUACACUCAAAUUUGAAAAAACAACAAUUAUUUAGAAUAUUGUAUAUAGCUUAAAAUCCAACCAAUUAUUUUUAAAUCGAUAAUAAAGGCCCCAGUUUGUUUUUUAGUCACUUAUUUCAAACCUUAAACCUUUAAACAUACCUUCUUUGGGCUUCAAUUUAUAGUACUACUUUUUAAACUUGUUUCUCCUUUUAUGACAGUUAUAUGAAAAGAAAUACAAUACGAAAAGAAAAGAAAAUUUAAUGGAAUAAAAAAGUAAUAAUGUUGUAGCCUUCCAAAAAAUAUAAAAAUAUCGCAAAUCUUAAACAGGAAUCCUACGAUUAGCAUAAAUGAGAAUAAAAAAUCUACCAUUUACUAAAUUAUUAUCAGCCAGGAGAUAAAGAUAGCACAUACAUUCACAAAUAUAACAAAGUGUAAUGAGU
Molecule: messenger RNA, 5323 nt
Organism: Culicoides brevitarsis
Lineage: Eukaryota; Metazoa; Arthropoda; Insecta; Diptera; Ceratopogonidae
Gene: FBXO11
Product: F-box only protein 11
Exons: 7
Coding region: 331-3468 (1045 amino acids)
Biological process (GO): ubiquitin-dependent protein catabolic process; regulation of apoptotic process
Molecular function (GO): zinc ion binding; protein binding
Source: RefSeq, a predicted model, not a curated record